Messenger RNA from Hypanus sabinus (Atlantic stingray), 942 nucleotides. RefSeq names its product homeobox protein Nkx-2.5-like. The transcript is spliced from 2 exons. Gene Ontology annotation, molecular function: DNA-binding transcription factor activity, RNA polymerase II-specific; RNA polymerase II cis-regulatory region sequence-specific DNA binding. Bases 1 to 942 code for a protein of 313 amino acids. The record is from RefSeq and is a predicted model, not a curated record. NCBI's taxonomy places the organism in Eukaryota, Metazoa, Chordata, Chondrichthyes, Myliobatiformes, Dasyatidae. Gene Ontology annotation, cellular component: nucleus. Gene Ontology annotation, biological process: cell differentiation; regulation of transcription by RNA polymerase II.
AUGCUUCCAAGUCCCGCGGCAUCGAAUACACCAUUCUCCGUAAAGGAUAUUUUAAAUCUAGAACAUCACCAGCAAAAGCAACCGAGUCCAGAUCUCCUGAGCAUAUCUUUGGACGCGCUACCUUCUCCUUGCAUGUUGGAGCCAGUCAGUCAGGCCAAAUACAGACCCGGCCAAGGCCUUGGAGGUGAGGUAAUCAAAUUCCUUGACCAGAAGGAUCAUGCAACACUUCCAUCCAGUCCGGAUAGAAACAAUGUCCAGCACUCUGGCGAUCUGCGGGUGGACUUCUCUCUUCAAAACGACCCCCAAGACCCAGAAGCAAAAUCGAUGGAAAAGAGAAUUAUACGGGAAGGGAAGAAAAAUGAAGAUUUCGAGGUUCCAAUGCGGAGGAUUCGCCGAAAACCGAGGAUCUUGUUUUCUCAAGCCCAGGUCUAUGAAUUGGAGAGACGAUUCAAGCAGCAAAGAUACCUAUCCGCCCCUGAGAGAGAUCACCUGGCAAACGUGUUAAAACUUACUUCGACCCAGGUCAAGAUCUGGUUCCAGAAUCGUAGAUACAAAUGCAAGCGGCAGCGACAGGAUAAACACUUAGAAUUUAGUUCAUCCCCUCCUGCUCCUCGCCGAGUUGCAGUGCCUGUGUUGGUUCGUGAUGGAAAGUCUUGUCUGGGAGCACCCCCUUCGUAUGGCACGCCAUAUAAUGUCAGCGUCGCGCCAUACAGCUACAGUAUUUACCCCAGCUGCGGCCCCGGCACCUGUGAGGGAGACUACAGUUGCAUGUAUUCGAGCAUGCCACCGGUGCAACAAAGUGCGUCUGUCAGUCCCUUUGUCAAUAUGGGCAUGAAUUUCAACGUUGGCAACGUCAGUUACCCCGCAACACCGUCUCAAGGCCACCAAGGCUCAGGGGUGUCGGGUUUGCAGGGAACCUUUCAUGGCAUCAGAACUUGGUAA